Molecule: messenger RNA, 1146 nt
Organism: Striga hermonthica
Lineage: Eukaryota; Viridiplantae; Streptophyta; Magnoliopsida; Lamiales; Orobanchaceae
Source: the annotation of a GenBank genome assembly
AUGGACCCUCAAAACCCGCCCAAAAGGGUGGUCGUCUGCGGCGGCGGCGUUAUCGGCGUGUGCACCGCCUACUUCUUAUCCAAAAGGGGCGCGGCCGUCACGCUCGUCGAGAAAUCGUCGAUCGCCUGCGCGGCCUCCGGAAAGGCCGGCGGCUUUCUCGCCCUAGAUUGGUGCGACGGCGGACCCGUUGGAUCUCUCGCUCGGGCCAGUUUCAAUCUCCACCGCUCGAUUGCCCAGGAGCUCAACGGCGCGGAAUCGUACGGCUACCGGACCCUCACAACCCUCAGCCUCUCGAUAACGGAAACGACGCCGUCCUCGUCCGCUCAAUUGGGUAAAAAAUCGGGCCGUCCCGGUAUUCCCUCUUGGGUCGAUGGGCCGGCGAAAGGCCCGAGGACCAUCGGGACGACAGAGACGACGGCCCAAGUGCACCCUCAGCUGUUCACGAAGACGCUGCUGGCGAAGGCCGUGGAGGAGUACGGGCUGAAGGUGGUGAUCGGAAAAGUGGAGAAGGUGGCGGUGGAGGAAGGGAAGGCGAAGGCCGUGGCUCUGGAGGGCGGUGGAGAGAUUGAGACUGAUGCGGUAGUGUUGGCUCUUGGGCCUUGGACGGGGAAGUUCUCACUUUUGGGCUCGUUGUUUAGGGUUUAUGGGCUUAAGGCCCAUAGCAUUGUCUUGGAGCCUGGAGAUCCUGGUGCAAUAACACCUCACGCGUUGUUUUUGAGUUAUUAUCCGGCCCAAGGUGGGAAGCCCAUGGACCCAGAGGUGUAUCCUCGUCCAACAGGAGAGGUGUACAUAUGUGGGAUGUCGGUCGAGGCAGAUGUACCGGAUGAUCCCGAGCAGGUAACCCCCGUGCACGAAUCUAUACAGGUUUUGAAAACAGUGGCAAGAAAUGUGUCGACUCAGUUGGGCGAGGGGGAGGCUAGGGUGAAAGCCGAGCAGGCGUGCUUCUUGCCUUGCACGGAUGAUAGUUUACCGGUCAUUGGACAAGUUCCAGGUAUCGAGGGAUGUUACGUGGCCACGGGACACAGCUGUUGGGGAAUACUAAAUGGGCCUGCCACAGGCGCGGCUGUGUCUGAGCUUGUGAUGGACGGGUGUUCGAGUAUUGUUGAUCUUAGCGGGUUUAGUCCCACCAGGUUUGUUCUUUCUUGA